AUGGCGGCGGCGCUGCUGGUGCUGGCGCUGGCGGCGGCGGCGCCCUGCCCGGAGGCGCCCUGCGUGUGCGCCGACGCCGGCGCCCGCCUCGUGUGCCGGGCCGCCGACCUGCAGGCGCUGCCGCCGCUGCACGACAAGCUGGUUGCCCUGGAUGUGUCGAACAACAACAUCAGCGUGCUGCCGCCGGGCGCGCUCGAGUCCGCGAUCGCCCUUAGAGAUCUGAACCUAUCAGCGAAUCGCCUGGAGUUGUCUGGGGCGCUGAGCGGCGCGUCCCUGGCGCGGCUGUGGCUGGACGGCUGUGGCCUCAAGCGCCUGCCGCCCGCCCUCGCGCCGCGUCUACACUACCUGUCGGCGGACGACAACUCGCUGUCGGAGCUGGAGGGCGGGGUGUUCGCGGGCGCGCGCAGCCUCCGAGUACUGCGGCUGGCGCGGAACCGCCUGCGAGCCGUGCCCGCCGCUGCGCUCGCGCAUACCACUAGACUGCAGGCGCUGAACCUGGCCGGCAACCAGAUAAGUGAGCUGACAUCCGCCUCGCUGCCGCCGCUGCCCUCCUUACAUACGCUGUGA
Messenger RNA from Aricia agestis (brown argus), 567 nucleotides. Its product is annotated as leucine-rich repeats and immunoglobulin-like domains protein 1. NCBI's taxonomy places the organism in Eukaryota, Metazoa, Arthropoda, Insecta, Lepidoptera, Lycaenidae. Gene Ontology annotation, molecular function: protein binding. Bases 1 to 567 code for a protein of 188 amino acids. The transcript has 5 exons. The record is from RefSeq and is a predicted model, not a curated record. Gene Ontology annotation, cellular component: extracellular matrix.